Messenger RNA from Tyto alba (common barn owl), 3210 nucleotides. It is a transcript of the gene CLIC5, whose product is annotated as chloride intracellular channel 5. The record is from RefSeq and is a predicted model, not a curated record. Lineage: Eukaryota; Metazoa; Chordata; Aves; Strigiformes; Tytonidae. The transcript is spliced from 7 exons. Bases 1 to 1236 code for a protein of 411 amino acids.
AUGGAAGAUCAGGUCUUUACCAAUGUUUAUCAAAAUGUUAACACCACCAAUAUCUACGAGAUUCCAGACUCUGAGGAAGACAAGGGGUGUAAUCUUUAUGAUCGUGCUCGUGAAGAUCCACCAUCCCUUUCUUCCAUCACUACUAUCCCAGAGAGCAUGGAUAGUAGUCAAGAGAGCUCAGAAGAUAGCUGUAGUAAUUCUGUGGCCUCUCAGCAUGGGGCUGAUGGGGAAGAUGGUUCCUCUUCAUCUCACCAUGGUGCUGAAGACCACCCAUACCAGGAGGUGGAUAUAGUGAGCCCAACUCUGGAAGAUAAACAUGUAGAGGGCAUAAUGUUUGAGAGCAACAUGCAUUUUCCUCCGUAUUUCCAGUUGCGUCGGAGCCAGAGCACUUCUUCCAACUCUUUAACUUCCCUCAAGUUCCCCCUUAACAAUAACUUCGGAGAAACUGACAACUUUCAGGAAGAUUGUGAGAUUUGUGUGUUUGUAAAGGCUGGUAUAGAUGGAGAAAGCAUUGGGAACUGCCCGUUCUCCCAGCGUCUCUUCAUGAUCUUGUGGCUCAAAGGAGUUGUGUUCAACGUCACCACUGUUGACCUGAAAAGAAAGCCAGCUGACCUACACAAUUUGGCUCCUGGGACUCACCCACCUUUCUUGACUUUUAAUGGAGAAGUCAAGACAGAUGUUAACAAGAUUGAGGAAUUCUUGGAAGAGACUCUUGCACCUCCAAAGUACCCCAAGCUGGCUGCUAAGCACCGGGAAUCAAAUACUGCUGGAAUUGAUAUCUUUUCAAAAUUUUCUGCAUACAUCAAAAAUACCAAGCAGCAGGAUAAUGCUGCCACACACCGUUAUGUUUUAUGCCUGGCACAGAAGCAGGUGAUAACCUUCUUCUCCCUUGAAAGAGGUUUGGUGAAGGCUCUGAAGAAGCUGGAUGACUAUCUGAGGACCCCUCUGCCAGAGGAGAUUGAUACACACAGCACUGAAGAGGAGAAAGUAUCUAAACGCAAGUUUCUGGAUGGAGAUGACCUGACACUUGCUGACUGCAACCUUCUGCCCAAACUCCACGUUGUCAAGAUUGUUGCAAAGAAGUACCGCAACUUUGAGUUCCCGGCAGAGAUGACAGGGCUGUGGCGGUACCUGAAGAACGCGUAUGCCAGGGAUGAAUUCACCAACACCUGUGCGGCAGACAAAGAAAUUGAGCAAGCCUACGCAGACGUGGCCAAGCGGCUCAGCAAGUCCUAACUGACCUCAGCAGUGGCUCGAUAUCCCCUUUUUACAGACUCUUCUCCUUGUUGCCUUAAGAUAUACUUUAUCAUUAUGCUAGCUGGUUGGCAUCCCUAUGACUUCACCUGUUCAAGUGUAUUGGUCAGGGACAAAUCUCCUUCUCCCUGGAGAAAAGAGAAGGCAGCUCUAGUGUGGGGGGUGUGGACCCUUUGGAAUCUGAACCUAAGAUCUGGCUCAACUAGUAUUAUUCACAAUCAGUAUUGGAAAUGAGUCCACUUUACUAGUUUCUUGUUUCAUGUUGGGGGUAUAUAACCACCUGUAUUCUUUGGAGUUUUAAAAAUAGGAUAUUAGCUGAAAUUUCAAGUAAGAGAGUUAGGAACACAUAGAACUGGUUCUUUUGUAGGUUAUUUCAUGGACACUUUUUCCUGCAGUGCUAUUGAGAUCCUUGAGGCAGGAGCAAAAUAUGAGAGAGAGGGGAAAAGAAGGAGUUUGACCCUAAAGGAGAAAUGCUCUUAGCAGUUAUAUUUUCCAAAACUUUCUGAAUACAUAUUCUGUUCUAUCAGGCCCAAGAGAUUAUAGGGUAUUUAUUUUUAACUUGGCGCAAGAGGGGGAAGCCUGAGUGAAUAUGUCAGACUUGCAAAUGCUACUUUGCAUAAAAUUUGCAUGAUGCUGUUGGAUCUGAAUGUUUAAAACGGAAGAAAGUGAAUGAGCGAUUGAUCAGGCUGCCCUUGGAAGAGUGGGGCUAGUGCCAAAAUGCCCAGUGGAUCUGCUAGUUGGUAGAGACACGCAGACAUAGCAAUAAUGGGGGCAGCACAUUGACUCCAGCGAGUAGAGGGAAUUGGCACAGCUAACCAAACCACGGAGGAUAUUGUCAUCUUGACUGUAUGGUUGCCAGUUCCUUUAUAAUUGCUAUCUUGGGAAACUUGGAUAGGCAGGAGAAAGCUGUCGCUGCACACGGAUUCCAGGCAGCGGAAGCGCUUUCUUCGCGUUGGGCUCCAGAUGGGUCACUUUCAAGCACUCAUCAUCUCACCCCAGGAGAAGUUUGCUUUGAGAGCCUCAAAAAGGGAAGACUGAAAGAUAGAGGCACAUUUCCAGCCAGAAAUUCAGCAAGCAUGCUAGCAGAAAUCCAUGCAUGAUGCCUUAGUCCCACUCCUCCAAGGUUUACUGAUCUGGGUUACAUGAUUCUGUAUUAGGACUGUUUGCUAAAACUGAUUAUUUUAUUCUAUCUGUAGCAUCUGCCUGACACAAUCUGCUUUAUACUAGUGAUUGUUUGCACAUUACUUCAGCAAAUACAGAAUGACAGCUCUUUUGCAUGAAACUCAUGUGCCCUAGUAUGUAUAGCAGUGCACAUGGCUGUUGAUUUUCAGUUUGGGGCGAUUUAUCAUUGUUUUCAAGGAUAAAACAAAGCUGAGCUGUGACCCGAUGUGGCUCCCCUUCUGAUUAGACCUACUAGAGUUGCACUGAUCUGAGGGGAACCCCAAUCUGGUGAGCUGUGACUGAGGGGAACCUUGCAGCAGGCUUGUUUGCAGCCAGAGAGCUGGAGGACUGGAGACAGUAUCGAAAGCCAGCCUCUGCCGUGUGAUGCUGAUGACAGUCUGAAGCCAUCCUGUUGCUUUGGUGGGAUUAUUCCACUUUUCACACAAAACCCAGCUGGGAGCAGAAUGUUGCUCGUUGACUGUGAAGAUAGUUUGUGGUUGACUAUUGUUUUGCAUGCAGUGGUCAAUUUGUUCUGAACUUUCAAAACCUUGGAAGAAAAUCCAUGAACUCCCAAGUCAUCUCCUUAAAAUGGACUAUUUUAACAAGGGCUAGACUUGAGGGCAAAGGCUUGCACUCUUUAAAAUAUUGCUGAGAAAUCAACUGGCUCAGAGAACACUAAUAGCAGCCAGAAAAAUCUAAUGAGAUUAGAAGUGUCUGCACAAGCACAUGUGGCUUGUUAAAAACAUUUCUUCAUGAGAUUGGAAUUAUUUGUGAUUUUUUUUUUUUUUUUUGUAA